Pyrenophora tritici-repentis Pt-1C-BFP is the source of this 1482-nucleotide messenger RNA. The record is from RefSeq and is a predicted model, not a curated record. Lineage: Eukaryota; Fungi; Ascomycota; Dothideomycetes; Pleosporales; Pleosporaceae.
AUGGCUUCGGCAAUGGAGCCACCGCCUGUCGAUAAGGCGAGCGAAGAGAAGAUGAUUGGUAACGAGAAACUCGAAACAUCAAAUCACAUACACACCAUCGAGAACCUUCCCGAUCCCGACGCUGGGCUCAGUGAGGAAGAACGUGCAGCGCAUGACAAAGUGCUUCUCCAUAAACUCGACUGGCAGCUUAUACCAUGGCUAUCAUUCCUGUACCUGAUAUCCUUCCUGGAUCGUACAAACAUUGGCAAUGCCAAGGUCGACGGCUUACAGCAAGACCUCCAAAUGACCGAUGGGCAGUACAAUGCCAGUUUGACAAUCUUCUUCGUCAGUUACUCCGUGUUCGAGCCGCUGACAAACGUGCUUCUCAAGAAAUUGCGACCAAGUGUGUUCUUGCCCAUCAUCAUGAUACUGUGGGGGAUUUGCAUGACGUGCAUGGGGCUAGUGCAUAAUUAUGCUGGCUUGAUGACGGCUCGGUGGUGGCUAGGUGUGGCCGAGGCCGGAUUGUUUCCGGGCGUCAACUAUUACCUGAGCUGUUGGUACAAACGCUCAGAGUUUGGAAUUCGAGCUGCCAUCUUUUUCUCCGCUGCGGCCUUGGCAGGAUCCUUUGGAGGCCUCCUCGCCGCGGGAAUUGCGCAGAUGGCGGGCGUGGGAGGGAAACCCGGUUGGGCUUGGAUCUUUAUCCUCGAGGGGCUCGUGACUAUCGUCGUGGGCAUCGCCAGCUAUUGGAUGGUUCACGAUUUCCCUGCUGAAGCUACCUUUCUCUCUCCAGAUGAUCGAGCCCGCGUCCUGCGCCGCCUGAGAGCCGACAAACAAGCCUCUGCCUCGCAUGAGGACUUUCAGAUGAAAUACUUUUGGCAGUCGGCUACAGACUGGAAAACGCUCAUGUUCGCCAUCAUCUACAUGGGUGCAGAUGGCUCGCUUUAUGCCUUCAGUCUCUUUCUCCCAUCCAUCAUUUCAGGAAUGGGCUACAAGUCGACGACAGCAAACUUGCUGUCUGUACCUCCGUAUGCCGUGGCAGCAGUUGUGACAGUGGUCGUAGGGUACAUUGCUGAUCGCACCCAACAACGUGGAUAUUGCAACAUGGCCGUCUCCAUCUUUGGUAUCGUAGGCUUUGCCAUGCUCAUUGGCUCUGGAAGCCCCAACGUGCAAUACGCAGUCACCUGGGCAGCCAACAACGUUGAGGGUGUCUACAAACGAGGCGUCACGCUUGGAUUUGUCAUUGGAUGGGGCAAUAUUAAUGGCGUGGUAUCGUCCAAUAUUUACCGGAGCAAGGACAGGCCGAGGUAUUUUCUGGGCCAUGGUGUUGUGUUGGCGUAUUUGUCGCUUUGGUUGUUAGGGGGCAGUAUUGCAACAAGGAUCUUGUUAGCCAGAGAGAAUGAAAAGAGAAUGCAGGGGCUCCGGGACGCUUGGGCCGAGGGCAAGAGUGAACAGGAGGUUGGAGAGAUGGGUGAUCGGCGGCCGGACUUUUUGUAUACGCUGUAA